CUCACCAGGAAGUGGUAUGCCGGAGAGGUUUUGUUUUGACAAUGAUGGAGGAAGAAGAAUUUGAAUUUGCUGAGGAUUUGGAGGCUAUUUUGCAUCUAACCCCAGAGGUGCAACUAGCUAUUGAACAGGUUUUCCCCAGCCAAGACCCGCUGGACAGAGCAGACUUUAAUGCUGUGGAGUACAUCAACACAUUGUUCCCCACCGAGCAGUCUUUGGCAAAUAUCGAUGAUGUGGUAAACAAGAUUCGUCUGAAGAUCCGGCGCCUGGAUGACAACAUCAGGACAGUGGUCAGAGGCCAGACCAAUGUGGGCCAGGAUGGCAGACAG
Messenger RNA from Plectropomus leopardus (leopard coralgrouper), 326 nucleotides. NCBI's taxonomy places the organism in Eukaryota, Metazoa, Chordata, Actinopteri, Perciformes, Serranidae. The record is from RefSeq and is a predicted model, not a curated record.